Molecule: messenger RNA, 969 nt
Organism: Caenorhabditis bovis
Lineage: Eukaryota; Metazoa; Nematoda; Chromadorea; Rhabditida; Rhabditidae
Source: the annotation of a GenBank genome assembly
AUGGGACGAAAGAAGAAGAAGGUAGAAAAGCCAUGGUGUUGGUAUUGCAAUCGCGAGUUCGAUGACGAGAAGAUUUUAAUACAACACCAAAAGGCGAAACAUUUCAAAUGUCACAUUUGCCAUAAGAAAUUGUUUAGUGGACCCGGGCUUUCCAUUCAUUGCAUGCAAGUGCAUAAAGAAACCAUAGACAAGAUUCCUGGAGGCCUUUCUGGAAGAGACAACGUUCACAUAGAAAUUUAUGGAAUGCAAGGUGUCCCACUUGGAGCUUCCCGAGGAGACGAGGAACCUGACGAUAAACGGGCUCGAAUGGGCGAUAUGGCAGCUCCUCCUCUCCCAUUCCCGCCAUUCCCAUUUCCGGGAUUGCCGCCAAUUCCCCCCGGAAUGCCUCCUUUCCCUCCCAUGCCGCCUGUUCCUCCAGGUAUGCCUCCCGGAAUGAUGCCGCCAGUACCACCAGUUCCUCAACGACCGAUGCCGCCUGGAUUUCCAGCCCCUCCGAGAGGGAUGCCGCCAAUACCUCCUGGAUACGGACCACCACCGCCAAUGGGUAGACCUCCCGGGUUCCCGCCAAUGCGGCCGAUGGGCGUACCGCCAGUAAUGCCAGAAUCAAACCGAGGGCGAUUCGACCAGGAGCCGGCAGAGAAUUAUGUUGGACGGGGGGCGAGAACGCCGCCAGAAGAGACCGGAAACGCACAAAGCUACGGUGGAGACUAUCAAGAUAAAAGUGGAUAUAGUGAUUACAACGACCAAUAUGGAAAUGGGGAUCGUUACAGGACAGAUUACGCGAAGCAAGACUAUGAGAAUGCUCAGAGCGUUAGUCAUCAGCAACAACAACCCCCCACGGUGCAGUCAGCAGCUUCGGUGGCAGCCAGCAAACUAGGAUCUCGAACUAGAAUAGUUCAUCCGGAUGAUCAUUCACUUUCAUUGGAAGAGCGCCGGGCAAAGCUCGUUGUCGAAAGUCGGUAUCAUUAA